Nerophis lumbriciformis (worm pipefish) is the source of this 2043-nucleotide messenger RNA. Lineage: Eukaryota; Metazoa; Chordata; Actinopteri; Syngnathiformes; Syngnathidae. The record is from RefSeq and is a predicted model, not a curated record.
AUGACGCCAGACGUGAGGUCACCGUCCUCCCGGUCGUUCGACAUCCGGCGUCGCAGGAAGUUACGUAGCGACAUUUGCAAGUCGUUGCGCAACCUGCUAGCCUUCCUCAUUGGCCUCCUGCUAGCGUCCAUCUACGGCAUUACGCUGCUUGUCCUCAAGGGGGCGCCACUGUGGACGUGCGUAUACAGCACGCUAGCUGUGGCGAGCUUGGCGGCCUUCGGGAUGGGAACGUCAAUCCGCAUGCGCGCCGCCGUCAUGAUCAUGUUACCGUCGCUGUUUUCGUCGAACGGCCGCAACUUCCUGUUGCUGGUGAGCACCGCCGUUCUCAUGUCAGGCCCAGUGGCCAACAUGUUGGAGAAUUCUGAGCGAGCCGCUUCCAGCCUGAUGUGCGGCGCUGAGCUGGCAGCCAAUCAAACGCGACAGCUGAUGAGGAACGCGGCCGCGCCCCUCCUGGCCGCCUUGGAUGACAUCAAACAGAUCGGGAGGAACGCCGCAGCCAUGGCGAACAGAGUCGACAAGCUGUUCAGCGCAAUAAGCGACGGCAUCCGCCAUGUUGCACGCACUCUGAGGAAUGUUCUUCACUUCCUGGAGAACAUUGGCAAUGUGUGCAACGAAAAAAUGGGGACUCCUGCCAAGAAGUGCCGCAACAUCUUCGAGCAGGCCAAGGCCGACUGCGAGUCCAAGCUGGGGGAAAUGAAAAUCCUCUGCGAGAUUGUCAGCCUGGUCAAGGGGCUUUGCAAUAUCGCCGAUGUUGCUACGAUGUUCUGCGUUAUCCCAGAGUACAUUUCCACCAAGCUAAAAGAGCAUCUAGCUGAGCCCGCCAUCUCCGCUUUCCGGAAAAUGAAAAGCCACUUUGAAUUCAAACUGUCGGUGUCAGCCAACUUUGAGGCAGAGGUUAACAUCAGCCGUUCGCUACACAAGACCGGUCAGGUCAUCCUGGAAGAGCUGACCCGAGACUUCAAAGUUAUCAACGAGCUCAGAAAGCCGCUCGUGUGGGUGGGGCUUCUGCUCCUUGCCUGCUCCCUCAUCAGGGCGUUCCGGUACCAGCACAAGUACUUGACGCGCUUGAAUUUUGACAACAUAUACAUCAGCGCUCAGUUUUUAGAACUGGACCGUCGGGUGACCUCACAGGGUGGGGAUUCCGUUCUGCCAAUCACACGCAGAGAAUCACGGCUGUACAUUAAACCACAUUCUCUGCAGCUGACGAGUAAAGAGUCUCGGGCAGCGCUGGUGGGCGUGGCUUGGGUGCUCAGACACGCUUUGAUGUCGGCAGUUCUGAUGUCUGUGGACUACCUGGUCUUCUGGCUUCUGGAUCAGGUGCAUCACUUGGUCAGGGAUGGCGUCAGUGCCCGAGCCCCUGUAACAGUGUCGGUCCAAGUGAAGGGGUUGGGCUACUUGGCCGACAUCAUGCGAGACCUAGCGGCGUCCUUCAACAUCCUGCAGGCGGGAAACGUCACGGUGGUCAGCAAGAAGUGUCUGUUCACGCCAUCGGAACCUGACCACGACGCCAAUUUCACUUUAGGAUUCCUGCUGGGCGUGACCUUGGUGGUGACGCUCGCCAGAGGGAUGUUGCUGCGAUCGCGUCGCCUCAUCUGUGCGUACUUCUACCCCGAAACUGAAAAGGCUCGUAUCCGCUUCCUUCACCAGCAGAUCCUGGAUGAGCGGCGGGCUGCGGGAAGAGCUGUGGUGAGGGCGACAGCCAAGAAACCGCUUGUUAGAGCCAAGCUGUGCCGUUGUCUUCAGGCCCUUUUGCGAAGGCUACCAAUGGGUGGGGAAAUUUGCCUGGCCUGCGGUGAAUGGGCGGGGUUUGCAGCCUUCAUCUGUGAUGUCCAGCGGUGUCCAGGUGUGUUUUGUAGGUCGUGUUUCAAAAGUGUGGGGAGGAAGUGUGACGUGUGUGCACGACCGGCGUCUUUCCAGUUGGACAGUCAGGAGGAGAUCGACUCGAGCGAGGAUGAAUUUCAGGAUACAGUGUUGAACAUGUUUGCGGGGCCCUCGCGGCAUUCCUCGCCUGAAAGCGUCCACGAGAAAAGUGACAACCACUGA